Messenger RNA from Halichondria panicea, 1578 nucleotides. Its product is annotated as TNF receptor-associated factor 4-like. The record is from RefSeq and is a predicted model, not a curated record. Gene Ontology annotation, molecular function: zinc ion binding. The coding region runs from base 156 to 1520 and encodes 454 amino acids. NCBI's taxonomy places the organism in Eukaryota, Metazoa, Porifera, Demospongiae, Suberitida, Halichondriidae. The transcript has a single exon.
CACAGCAACCAAUGAUUCUGCACUGAUUUAUUGUUGCAACUGGUCCUUAAACAUGUAUUUGGACUAAUCAACAAGACAGUGCAACAUAGUGCAGUCAAAUGAACCUACUCUUGUUUCUAAAACUCUAGAUUUGGCCAAGUACAUUAUACUAAAUUAUGGGUCCGCUAUAUACACACAAAGUAUCAUUAGGUAAACCGCUGACUAAUGAAUACAAUUGCUCAUGUGACACUACUCAAAACACCAAAAUGGCCUCCCUUCAAUUGAGUGGCUACCAGUGUGAGUUUAUUGAGAGUGUGGGGGAUUACGAAUGCCCCCUAUGUCUGCAUGUGACCCGAGAGCCCAGCCUCACCAGCUGCUGUGGACAACACUUCUGUCAAGCCUGCAUCCAAAAGAUACUCACUGACAACAAACCUUGCCCCUUUUGUAAGAGCGAUAGCUUCACUGCGUUUUUUGACAAGAAGCAACGAAGAAGAGUUCUCGAUAUCAAGAUCUACUGCGAUAAGAAAGCUGAUGGUUGUGACUGGGUGGGUGGUUUGGGAGAGCUAGAACAACACCUUGGUGUAAAAUGCCAAUUCGUUUUUGUGGAUUGCCCACACAACUGUGGAGAAAUUUGUUUGAGGAAAUUUCUAGCAGUUCACAAAAUACUCUUCUGCCCCAGAAGACCACACAGCUGUAAAUACUGCCUGCUGGACGGAACGUACCAAGAGAUCCAAGACGACCACCUCCCAGUGUGCCCAAAGCACCCGGUGGAGUGCCCCAACGAGUGUGGAGUGGCUCCCCUAGAGAGACGUCAACUGGAGGGGCACCUGAGAGAGUGUCCUCUGGUAAUGGUCGAGUGUGAGCUGAAGGAGCUGGGCUGUGAGGAGGUGGUCCAACGGAAGGACGCGAACAAACACAUGGAGCAAGCUGCUCAGAAACAUUUGAGAUUAUCGACUAGCUACUUUAUAAAAAAUCAGAGGAGGCAAGAUGAAGCAAUCGCUAAGCUACAAGAAGAUAAUCAUCAAUUGCUGACAAAAUUUAAUGAAUCUCGAGAGCAACACAGAAGAGAGUUGUCAGAAUUAGCAAGUCAAAUUGAUUUAAUCGAAAGGUAUUCAUCCACGUAUUUUACUGAGCUGAAUAUAAAUUAUAGAGAGAAAUGUUUUAUGCAACGCUGGUACAAUGAUACAAAUUUCGAAUUUCCUUUAACUGGAUGUAAAAUCAAAAUGAAUUUGUACUUUCGGGCCCGACAGCUACAAAAGACAUUACAUAAACGUGGUAUAGAUAUCGAACUAACACAUGUUGAAUCUAAAGCCGAUGACCAGCUGGAGUGGCCUAGAACAUUCUCAAUGAUUGUUCGACUACUCGAUCAGGGAGAAAAUCAAGAUCACCAUGUAUUGCAGGGAGAAAAUUUGACACUGCAAAGGCACGGAAUAAAUGACACAAUCCGAAUUCAAUACACAACAAUUGAGAAUCCUCCAGAUGGAGUUCAGUACAUCGUUUGCGACCACAUUAAGAUGGAGAUUAUAGUGACUGAGAAGUAAGAAUUUCGUUUUGUACAAUAAUGAUUAUUGCUAUGGAAAAGGAUCAGAUUCUUUUAUA